AAAAUUCGGAGUCGUGUGACCAGCAUAUAGGUGCUACAAUCCACGAGUGCGCGCGGAGCGUCGUUCGGUCUUUAUUUUUCUCGGUAUAUACAGCUGACGAUGAUUCGUCGUGCCGCUGCAACCAGUUGACGAAAAAAAAGUGCGAGUGUCGCGUGCGCCGAGCGAGAGCAUUCGAUAAUAAAAUACCUAUUAUAGCUCCAUUUCCGAACCGUAAGAUUAUUUUAAGUGUUUCCGUCUGUGUCAUCGUUGCGGUGACUCGUGUGCGCCUCGCGUUUACGCACUAUACACACAAACGCAUAAGAUUCAAUUUCGUUUCUUGAUAUUGUUCGCGCGCCCGCUGCCUGCCUGCUGAUCGCCCAUUGACGUGAAUUUUCGUCCGCGUCGUCGUUGCUACUGCUAGGCUGCCACUGACUGUAACUACUGGCCAAAAUCUCAAAUAUACGUAGCAUAUACUAUAACGCACACUUUGAGAGACGAGAGCUUUAUUUAUCCCGUAUGACAACUCGUCAUGAUAUUUUGAAAGCAGUCCAAGUAACCGGAAUACAAAGUUUGUGGUAAUGGGAAAUUGUUUAUGUAAAAACACUGCCAGUCACAAUGGACGGAACUCAUCAUAUAACACCAGGUCAAGUUCGAUGGCAAUGGCUAAAAAUUCAUAUGAUCAUCCCUUGGACUUGACCACACAAGCUGAGCCACCUCCGCAAUUUAAAUUUCCUACGUUACCACAUAUAGACAAAUUAGUUCUAGAGAUAUUAGGAGUAAUAGGUUUACUUGUUGAUAGUGAACAGGAACCUCCACCAGCUAUGUUAAAGCUUCAUAAUAUAGCUGACAAAGAAGAUGGUUGGAUACAAGUUGUCAGUUCAAUGGUUAAUGUUAUUCCAAUGUUUAAUCCUCUUGGAGCUUCUGUUAUUACUUUAAUGCUAGACGAUUGCCCAUUACCUUCAAAGGACUCUGUUCUAAGGCUAUCACAAGUAUUCCAGUUGUCACAAGAUCACAAAAAAACAAAAAUAAGCGCAACGCAACAGAGGAAUAUCUGUGUUGUUUUAGGCUGUAUAGCAGAGAGAUUGGCUGGUCCGAGUAGCAUAGCAAUUUUAUCAGAUGCAACUCUAGAUUUUCUUUUAUCUAAUCUUGAGGAGGAUGUUGAUCCACAUGUAAUAUUAUUUUCUUUAAUAGCUCUAGAGAAAUUUGCACAAACAAGUGAAAAUAAAAUUACUAUUAAAAACCGCCUUCUAAAGAAAGAUCCAAAUCCUUUAUUGACAUUAGAAAAGUGGGCCAAUGAAACUAAAUAUGUACAACGACAAGUUGGUUUUAGUGCUCAAUGGUGUUUAGAUAAUUUAUUUUUAAUAGAGGGACGAGAUUAUUCUCAUAACACAGUCGAUUUGACUGGCAUAAAUGUGAUGUUAAAUACAAAAGACGUAAGUGAGUACCUGAAAAUUUCUCCAAACGGAUUAGAGGCACGAUGUGAUGCUUACUCAUUUGAAAGUGUUAGAUGUACAUUUCAAGUAGAUGAAGGAGUAUGGUAUUAUGAAACUCUUAUUAUCACCAGCGGUGUAAUGCAAAUUGGUUGGGCCACAAAAGAUAGUACUUUUUUAAAUCAUGAAGGAUAUGGCAUCGGAGAUGAUCAAUUUUCAUUAGCUUUUGAUGGGUGCAGAAGACUUAUAUGGCAUAAUGCCCGUAGUGAGAGAGUUUUUAAUAUACCUUGCUGGAGAGAAGGAGAUAUUUUGGGUUGUUUAUUAGAUUUAAAUAAGCAAGAAAUCAUAUUUUCAAUAAAUGGAGCCCCUUUGAAGACUUGUAAGCAAUUAUUUGAAAAAGCCAGGUCAGGAUUUUUCGCUGCGGCAAGUUUCAUGUCGUUUCAACAAUGUCUUUUCAAUUUCGGAAAUGUUCCUUUCAAGUAUCCACCAAAAGAUCGAACGUUUCAAACUUUCAACGAUCACGCUACUCUAAACCCAGAAGAAAAAAUCGUUUUACCAAGACAUUUAUUCCUAAAAGAGCUGAGAAAAUUCAGCGUCCGAGAGGAUUCCUGUGAACUUUGUUUCGAUAGAAAAGCUACGGUGAAGUUGUUACCUUGCGAUCAUAGAGGAUUUUGCCAAGAAUGCUCUAAACAAUUGAUCGAAUGUCCAAUGUGCAGAGCGCCGAUUCAAGAAAUGUCAAUAGAUAGCAAUGCGAAUAGUACGUGACGAGUACCAAAAAGGACGGCAUUUUAAUAAUCUCUUUGAUUUUCAACGACGUAAUAUUAAGAAUAAAUCCAUAGAUUAUGCAUUAAUCUAUUAUAAAAAAUAUUCAAACACGCACUAGUCAAGUGCUGUUAUAAUGUUUUUAUAUCAUUACUAAACUAAAAGUUACUAUAGUUAAAAAAUAACAGAUUUAUAUUGAAAUCAACUUUAAAAUUGAUGUCGCGAUUCCGCGAUCGAAUUGUUCUAAUAACAAGAAAACAUAAUUAUCUAUUGUCUAAUUCAAGCUGGUAAUCUUGAUCGUUUUAUUAUAAGGCACGAACAAUCACUCAAGUGAUUAUUUUAACAGAUAUUCUAAGUAACGAUAACAGCGUAUUUCAAUAAGUAUAUGUGAUUGUUUUAUUAAGUUGUGAAACGAAUGAAGUAUUGACUCACGGUUAGCAUCUUAAGUCUUUUCCGAUCUUGUAAUCGAAUUUGAUUUACAAUUUAACAUAUUAGCUAAUGGCUAAAAAAUUGAGCGUAACAUCGUUUAUAAAAUCGAAUCAGCAUUCCAGUUUAAAAACAAAGUCUUUUUAAUUCUUCAAUGAUAUAUCUCAAUUAUUUAUUUUAUAUACAAGUCUUUUGUGAUGCUUUUGCUAUGAAUUACGAAUAUAAAAAUAUUUCACGUAAUGAAGUCGUUGCAUACUUGCUUCAGUGCUGGAUAAUUUUAUUUACAAUGUAAAA
Molecule: messenger RNA, 2891 nt
Organism: Trichogramma pretiosum
Lineage: Eukaryota; Metazoa; Arthropoda; Insecta; Hymenoptera; Trichogrammatidae
Product: RING finger and SPRY domain-containing protein 1-like
Exons: 11
Coding region: 558-2174 (538 amino acids)
Cellular component (GO): cytoplasm
Molecular function (GO): ubiquitin-protein transferase activity; protein binding
Source: RefSeq, a predicted model, not a curated record